Spinacia oleracea (spinach) is the source of this 3136-nucleotide messenger RNA. RefSeq lists its product as uncharacterized. The record is from RefSeq and is a predicted model, not a curated record. The transcript has 4 exons. The coding region runs from base 2050 to 2466 and encodes 138 amino acids. NCBI's taxonomy places the organism in Eukaryota, Viridiplantae, Streptophyta, Magnoliopsida, Caryophyllales, Amaranthaceae.
GUAACACCCCAUAUUUUUAAGCCUGUUUUAUUAUUUUGUAAUUACGAUUAUUAACAUAAUUACGUCCUAAAUUUUUCCGAAAAUAUUUUAAGAGCAUUUUUACUUCUAAAUUAUUACUUUCAACAAUUUAAGUUUUAAUAAAAGCCUAGUAAUGUUUUAAAAGAGAAAAUGCCCACCUAAUUUAUGUAGUGUUGUACGUAAGUACAACCUUCCAUAUUUGAGCCCAUGUUUUACACCUAAAACUUUAAUUUUUAUCACCCAAAACUUGAAAAUACCAUUUCACCCUUAUUUCAUUUACCUAAGGAAAGGAAGUCAAUUCCUUCUUCUCCACCAUUUCCAUACGUGUAAAUGGCAAAUUCAAAGCUAUGCAUUUUUGCCAAAUGUUCAAAAUCUUCUUUCUUCUUUUGACUCAUGAGCUCCUAAUUGUUGUCUAUUGGUAUUUUGCCGCAAGUUUCAUCAUUUUCCAUGGUAUUACAUAACCAUGGUUUCUCAAAUGUGAGCUCAUUGCUUACGUUUUUAUACCCUUUUAACUCUAUAAAUAUCUGCUCAAUUGCCGGUUAAUUUCUAAGUUAAAUUGUACCAUCAGUUUCGUAUUCUACCCAAAAAUUUAAGAGUUUUUCCCACUUUCUCUCUCCUCUAUUUUCAACCACCACGGCACCACCCCUUCGACCACCGCUGCUGCAUUACCUGUCGGCGACUGCUUCCUUGCCGACGGCCAGCCACCACUCAUUUUUCGGCGCUAUUGUUGUUUGCUGCAAUCGUUGUUUCCAUUGUUGACGAUGUCAUUGGCUCGUUGCUAAGUUCCUGCUAUUUCUUCCAUUUUCCUUUUCAUUCCAAAUGACCCAAAGUCAAAUGACAAGCCCAAUUCUUAUUUGAAGGAACAUAAAUUAAAGGUGGGCCUAAGUCUCAUUUAUUUUGUUUUUAAACGAAUUGAAAUGCUAAUUUGGAAAAAAUGACUACACUAAACUCUAAAAGUCAAAGUAUAUUACUAAUAAAGUUUCUAACUUGUUCUUUAUAUUUGUUUGAACAAUAUACUUAUGGGGUUAAGUGGAAGGAAUUAAGUUUUGGUUAACAAUUACUGGAAGAGACGUUCGUAUGAUUAAGGUUACGCAAUGGAGCAAGGUAAUUAUUAUGUCUAGCAUUUUAUCUUAUAUGCCCGUAUAUGUUAUGUAAUUUUUAUGUCCAGCAUUUAAGCUUUAUAUGCCCGUAUAUAACAUGUGUGACUAUUAUGUGAUUAUAUGUUUAUUAUGUGUUUUAUGUGAUAAAUGAUGAUAUAUGUUUAUGAUUAUGAUCAUGACGAUAUGUUAAAGUAUUUUAUUAUUUUAUGAUGUUAAAGACGUUGUUCGGAAAUAAUUAUGAUAUUUAUAAAGUUAUUUUAAAGAAAGACGAUGUUGCUUUUGUCGGCAUGGAAAAGUGAACUGAACUAGUAAAUGGGCAAGUUACAGGUAGAGGCAAGUUAAAGUUUGGGAAACAGUUCCCCCCUGAAAAGAUGUAAGAAAAGUCCCGCCAAAGCCUGUACUUGCCAAUGAGCUGUAAAGGAAAUGAUUCCUUGCCGGCACAGUUUUCAAGAUAACGAGAUUAAAUUAGUUAUUUCCGAACAAUAAAUGCUAAUGAUUGAUAUGUGCCAAAUGAUUUUCAAAAUAAAACCGUUUUGACGGGCUGGAGUAAUAUUACUGAGUUUUCCACUCAUUUUUGUAUUUUCUGUGUUUUUCCUGUUUUCUAUUUUUAUGAUGAUGCACAGGUUCGAUUAAGGAGCUCAAGUUGCGCAAACGAUAGUUAUUACUGGAGUUGGUUAUUUAUUAUGGAGAUAUCGAGACGAGGAAUUAUUUACUAUGGAAAUCCUGUUAUUGAGGUUGUUAUAAGAAUAUUGAUUUAUAUUUAUUUUAUGGGAAAGUUGUAUUAUUUAUGGAAUGUUUUUAAGGAUUAUUUUAUUUGUGGGCCCAUACCCACAGGUCCCAGGAUUAAUUACGCCUAAUUCCGCUGCUAAUGAUCAGCUAAGUACGGUUUAUUACCGAUAUUUAAGGAGCCGAAAGGUCGGGACGUUACAGUAUGGUAUCAGAGCGGAGCCCAGCCGGAAGUGCUCUGCACUGCCUGGUGGAAGGAAUUAAGUUUUGGUUAACAAUUACUGGAAGAGACGUUCGUAUGAUUAAGGUUACGCAAUGGAGCAAGGUUCGAUUAAGGAGCUCAAGUUGCGCAAACGAUAGUUAUUACUGGAGUUGGUUAUUUAUUAUGGAGAUAUCGAGACGAGGAAUUAUUUACUAUGGAAAUCCUGUUAUUGAGGUCCCAGGAUUAAUUACGCCUAAUUCCGCUGCUAAUGAUCAGCUAAGUAUGGUUUAUUACCGAUAUUUAAGGAGCCGAAAGGUCGGGACGUUACAUGUAGCGAAAGCCUCGGCCGGAUGUGAAGUGGUUAACUCUACUCAUCUUCCCCUGAAAAGAAGUUUGGUACUCUGUUUGCAUGGUUCCUGAAUUAAUGAGGCUUGUUUCGGGCCAAUUUAUCACAUAUGCACAAACAAGCAUUGAACACAAAUACACAACUACAUUCGAGAAAUUAAAAAGUAAUGAUACUAACAUGCAUCCGUAUAGGCACACAUGUUUAGGGAGUUGUGUCAUGGCAUUGGGAAAAAUGUCUAACACGUGACAGUGUGACGAUAAAUGCUUCCCUAAAAUUGAUAUCCUUUGCCCUUAUUAUUACACACUUGAAGCAUAUUGAAACUUAGGUGUAAUUUCAUGAUUUGGAAAUAAGGUUUCUAAUGAAAGUUACAGAGACAUGGUCUGUCGAAAACUGAUAAAAUAUAUUAUUGAUGGGAAAUAUAAUAUUGUGUUGUGUUGUACGGGGGCAUACACUUCUAUUUAUAAUACAAACUAGAUCUCCUACUUUUUAUAGGUUUUCUAAUUCAUAUAGAAUUUUAUCUUAUAUCAUAUAGCUUAGUUAUCCUCAAUACCCUCCCGCCAUCGGAACGGCAGUUUCAUGAACGUUGCGAUUGGAGAAAUAAAAAAAUAUGUCAUAUGCUUGUCCUGUCGUGUCAAAGAGUCCUGUCGUUACUGUCGUUUCAAGGAGUCCUGUCGUUUCGUACAAGGAAAAAAAAUAUCAUAUGCCUGUCUUAUCGUGUCAAGGAGUCCUGUCGUUACUGUCGUU